AUGCGUUUCGAUCUUUUUCUAAUAUUAGUACCCAGCCUUGGUUUUCUGGCUGGCCCUGCUGUGGGCUUGGGGAUGCUUGGAGGGUCUAGGUAUAAGCGAGAGCUUCAGUUGGCUGCAGAGUUGAACUUGGACCCCAGGUCACUUUCCAACAAAAAUACUAUACAUUCAGUGCUCGCCAAGACCAAUACUCAAGAUGAGACGGUCACCACAGAAUACAUCACGAUUCCUAUCGACCAUAAUGAUACGGAUGUUGGUACGUACCAAAAUCGAUUCUGGGUGAAUGAUGACUACUACGAGGCUGGGCGUCCGAUCAUCAUGUACGAUGCCGGAGAAACAAACGCAGAGCGUAUUGCCAAAAAUCACUUGACGUCGAAUUCGUCAUUUUUCAGGAAAAUCCUCGAGGACACUCACGCGAUGGGUAUUAUAUGGGAACAUAGAUAUUACGGAAACUCUACUCCAUUUCCAAUUAGCAGGGAUACACCGCCUGAGCACUUUAAAUACCUUACGACCAAGCAAGCUCUUGAGGAUAUCCCGUAUUUUGCGCAAAACUUCAGCCGCUCAAAGUUCGCCGACCUUGAUCUCAGCCCCAGCUCUACGCCCUGGGUCCUUGUCGGAGGUUCAUAUGCUGGAAUUCGUGCUGCGUUUGCCCGUAAGGAGUACCCAGACGUUAUCUUUGCAGCUUAUUCUUCCUCUGCUCCGGUCCAAGCACAGCUGAAUAUGAGCAUGUACUAUGACCAAGUCUACCGUGGUUUGGUCGGACAUGGUUUUGAAAACUGUGCCAAGGAUAUCCAUGCAGCUCUAGGUUAUAUAGACCAGCAACUAUCAAACAAUCACACUGCUGCUGCUAUCAAAAAGCUAUUUUUUGGCACCGGAGCUGAGCAGAACAGCAACGAAGGCUUCACAGCAGCUUUGGUGACUAUCUAUACGUAUUUCCAGAACUAUGGCCUUGACGGUCCAGAAGGAACUCUGCGCGAACUCUGCCAGCAUCUGGAAGUGGAUCCUACAACGCAGGAAGCAGCAGGUCCUGAUGGCUUCGCCCCAGUCCGUGGAAGCAAGUAUGUGGCCGAACGUUGGGCUGCAUGGCCAGCGUUCACGCCAUUGGUCAAUAAUAUUUUGGAGACCAAUUGCAGAGGACUUAGUGAUCCUGCUAAGCCGUCUUGUAAGCUGGACAUAGCAUAUUAUGACCCUGAUUCUAUCAGCUGGAGUUGGCAGUAUUGCACCGAGUGGGGAUUCUAUCAAAGCAACAAUUUUGGCCCUCAUUCACUGCUCUCCCGCUACCAGACCCUGGAGUAUCAGCAGGAAGUAUGCAAUAACCAAUUCGCACUGGCGGUCGCAAACGGCAUGCUACCGUCACGACCACAGACGGAAGCCCUGAACAAAGAGUACGGAGGCUGGAAUAUCCGACCAUCUAAUACUUUCUUCACUGGCGGAGAGUUUGAUCCAUGGAGAACGUUGUCUAUGCUGACAACUGAAGAUAUCGCGCCUGGGGUUGCACCCGAUGGAAUCACGUUAUCUACUAAGAUCCCGAACUGUGGCGAAACGAGCGAGGACAAAGUGUUCGGAUACCUUCUCAAAAAUUCUGAACAUUGCUAUGAUUUUCAAGGCUUAUCCACGGAAGGAAAGGCGGCUCGCGACCUGUUCAAGGAAGCAUUGACAAAAUGGCUACCAUGCUUCAAGCCUUCAAGCCCCAAGGCUUCCAAGGUGAAUGUGACGCAAGCGGAGUUAGCAAAGGGGGCGGUAAUGUGGGGGGCAAGAGAAAGGUAG
Molecule: messenger RNA, 1764 nt
Organism: Aspergillus pseudotamarii
Lineage: Eukaryota; Fungi; Ascomycota; Eurotiomycetes; Eurotiales; Aspergillaceae
Product: putative serine peptidase, family S28
Exons: 3
Coding region: 1-1764 (587 amino acids)
Biological process (GO): proteolysis
Molecular function (GO): serine-type exopeptidase activity; dipeptidyl-peptidase activity
Source: RefSeq, a predicted model, not a curated record